AUUAGCUAGCAGAUGUGAACUGUACUAUGUAGUGUCUUAGGAAACUGCAUACUCAUCAGUUUGUAGUGAGAGAGUCUCUCUCUCCUCUCUCUCUCUCUCCUCUCCCUCCCUCUCUCUCUCUAGAGUUCUGCUCAAACCCAUCAAUAAUUAAUCCCUAUUAAAAAAUCAUAAUUUUCUGGGUUCUAAAAAGAAUGGUUCCUCGUACCUGCAUUUUCUUGUUUACCUUCUUAUUUCUCAAUCUUUCCAUUGGAGCAACCACUUUCUUCAAUCUCAGCCUGCCACAUCAGCACCCCCACCCUGAAUCUGUGGUUCAAGAACUCAAAAGGAAAGUGAAUGCAUCUAUUUCACUAAGGCGCGAAACCCUCGCGGCCCCGAUAAUCAAUGCCGCCCAAUCCCAAUGCCUCACCGGAAACCCGAUCGACGACUGCUGGCGGUGCGACCCCAACUGGUCGUCCAACCGCCAGCGCCUUGCCGACUGCUCCAUCGGCUUUGGUAAGGGCACGACGGGGGGCAAAGGGGGCCGUUUCUACGUCGUCACCGACUCGUCCGACCGCGACACCGUGAGCCCCACACCCGGGACCCUCCGCCACGCGGUCAUCCAAGAAGAGCCCCUUUGGAUCACUUUCCAAUCGAACAUGGUUAUCAAGCUCAAGCACGAACUCAUAGUCAACAACGACAAAACAAUCGACGGGCGCGGGGCCAACGUGCAAAUCACCGGAAACGGGUGCGUUACUCUGCAGUACGUGAGCAAUGUGAUCAUACACAAUGUGCACGUGUACAAUUGCAUGCCGUCGGGCAAUACUAACAUAAGGUCGAGCCCCACGCACGUAGGGUGGAGAGGCAAAUCGGACGGUGACGGCAUCUCGAUCUUCGGGUCGAGGAAUAUAUGGAUCGACCAUUGCGCUCUCUCGCACUGCACCGACGGAUUGAUCGACAUCAUAAUGGGGUCGACGGGUAUUACGAUCUCCAACAACUACUUUGCUCAGCACAACGAGGUUAUGCUUUUGGGGCACGACGAUAACUACUUGCCCGACUCGGGAAUGCAGGUGACGAUAGCAUUUAACGUGUUCGGGAAAGGGUUGAUGCAAAGGAUGCCUAGGUGCAGGAGGGGUUACGUACAUGUGGUGAACAAUGAUUAUUUCGAGUGGGGAAUGUACGCGAUUGGGGGGAGUGCGGGUCCCACCUUCAACAGUGAGGGCAAUCGUUAUUCUGCGCCGGCGGAUCCUAGUGUUAAGGAGGUGACGAAGCGCGAGGGUGUGAGCGAAGGGGAGUGGUCGAACUGGAAUUGGAGAACGGAGGGGGACGUUUUGGUAAAUGGGGCGUUCUUCGUGCCGUCGGGUGAAGGGGUUAGUGUGAAGGCGUCGAGUGUCGAGGCGAAGUCCGCUACCCUCAUUGACCAACUCACCAUGAAUGCCGGUGUUCUUGGUGGUCAAAGAGAUAACAGCGGCAGCGUAUCAAAUGGUGGUGGAACUCCCAGAUCAGGCGGCAAUGGCGGUGAAGACGAUUUUGGGAUGGUAUUCGGAAGCGGUGCCGCCCUGCUAACACCGUCGUUACCACCACCAACCACCGUGUUUUUGUCCCUUCUAAUUAUUCUAAUUUUGUAUAUUACCACCAAACAUGGUGGUUUACAAUGAUCAUUUUAUUUUUUCCUCUAUUGGGUGGGUAU
Messenger RNA from Erythranthe guttata (spotted monkey flower), 1666 nucleotides. RefSeq names its product putative pectate lyase 5. Lineage: Eukaryota; Viridiplantae; Streptophyta; Magnoliopsida; Lamiales; Phrymaceae. The record is from RefSeq and is a predicted model, not a curated record. Gene Ontology annotation, molecular function: pectate lyase activity.